Fraxinus pennsylvanica is the source of this 1284-nucleotide messenger RNA. Lineage: Eukaryota; Viridiplantae; Streptophyta; Magnoliopsida; Lamiales; Oleaceae. The record is from the annotation of a GenBank genome assembly.
AUGAAGCAUUUGGCAGUGGCACUAGUUCUGUUUCUUUUUGUGUAUCAAAAAUGCUGUGCAGGUGCAGGAGAUGGGUUCAUAAGAACCAGAGGAAUCCAUUUCAUGUUAAAUGGCAGUCCUUUUUAUGCAAAUGGAUUCAAUGCUUAUUGGCUAAUGUAUGUGGCUUCUGAUCCUUCUCAGAGACACAAAGUCUCCACUGCAUUUCAACAAGCUUCAAGCCAUGGCCUCACUGUUGCAAGAACUUGGGCUUUCAGUGAUGGUGGAUAUAAACCUUUACAGUAUGCUCCUGGCUCUUAUAAUGAGCAAAUGUUCAAGGGGUUGGAUUUUGUCAUAGCUGAAGCUAGAAGAUAUGGGAUUAAGCUUGUAUUAAGCUUGGCAAAUAAUUAUGAAAGCUUUGGGGGAAAGAAACAGUAUGUAAACUGGGCUAGAAGUGCGGGGCAGUAUCUGACUUCUGAUGAUGAUUUCUUCAGAAAUUCUGUGGUUAAGGGAUAUUACAAGAACCAUAUCAGGACAGUUCUUAACAGAUUCAACAAAUUUACUGGAAAACUUUACAAGAAUGACCCAACAAUUAUGGCCUGGGAGCUGAUGAAUGAACCAAGAUGUACCUCAGAUCCAUCAGGAAGAACCAUUCAGGCCUGGAUAAUGGAAAUGGCCUCUCAUGUGAAGUCCAUAGACAGAGCUCACAUGCUGGAAGCUGGUUUAGAAGGAUUCUAUGGACAAUCAUCCCCUCAUAGAUUGAAUCUUAAUCCUAGUUUUAACAUAGGAACCGAUUUCAUUGCAAAUAAUCGAAUUCCCGGGAUCGAUUUCGCCACAGUUCACUCCUAUCCAGAUCAAUGGCUAUCAAGCUCAAACAAUGAGAAUCAACUUUCUUUUCUUAACAAUUGGCUAGAUGGACACAUUCAAGAUGCUCAAUUUGUUCUCAACAAGCCUCUACUCAUUACAGAAUUUGGAAAAUCUUUGAAAGAUCCUGGCUUCACUCCCUACCAAAGAGACAUGUUAUUCAACACUGUAUACUUCAAGAUUUACGCAUCUGCCAAGCGGGGUGGAGCAGCUGCCGGUGGUCUCUUCUGGCAGCUUCUUACCGAGGGCAUGGACUCUUUUCGGGAUGGAUACGAAAUAGUCCUCAGUGAGAAUUCCUCGACUGCAAAUGUGAUAUCUCAACAAGCUCAUAAACUCUAUCAAAUUCGGAAAAUAUUUGCAAGGAUGAGAAAUUUGGAAAUGUGGAGGAGGGCAAGAAGGGAUCAAAGGAUGGCUAGAAAUAGAGGGAAGCCUAUUGGAAAAUGA